Molecule: messenger RNA, 3472 nt
Organism: Linum trigynum
Lineage: Eukaryota; Viridiplantae; Streptophyta; Magnoliopsida; Malpighiales; Linaceae
Source: the annotation of a GenBank genome assembly
CACAAUCUCAUAUUUUGGUAGAAAAUAAUCACUCAUUUUGAGUGAUUGUGGAUGGGCCCAGAAAAAGGUAAUACAUGCAUUCGGUUACAAAUUUAACCAAAAAAAAUUUAAUCUUGACAUUACACGCAUUGGCUAAAUACAUCACUUGAAAAUUGAAAUCCCAACCUCCAAACAACUCUAAUUUUUUAACCUAAAAAAUAUUGUUAAAAAAAGUGUGAACGGUAUUUAAAAUCAUUUUUUAAAAAGUCAAGGAGCAAAAUCAGCAAAUAUUAAUAUCAAACUUAAUCCACAUUUUCGCUAUCUAGUCUACCAACCAACUGCCGACGGCGAUGGACGUUGCAGCUAUCAGUGCUGUCAGUUUGGCAACGCUGGCGGCGAUGAAGAGCAGCUCCGCCUGCUAUUGCAAGAGUAUCGCCAUGGAAAUCAGGUGGGCGAGAAAACCCAGAAGCAACUCUCAGAACCCGACAAGGACCGCGCUCAAUUCUAUAUCUCCCGUGGAAACAAGCGUUCCUCUCUACAUCUCUGCAAACCCAUCUCACGUCCAGCCCCAACAGCUCCGCCGCCUCUUCGCCCUUUGUAACCACUCCUGCCACCGUUUCCCCAAGUUAAUUCAACGUUCAGAAUAUGGAGAGGCCGCGGCAACGGCGGCCGUCGAAGAUGUCGACGUGGAGAAGCUCGGAAUUGCUCUCUCUCAUAGCUCUGUGCUCGUAUCCGUCUUCUGCAAACCGCGGGAUAUUGGGAUUCGGGAUCAAGAAGAGGAAGUAAAAGGAGGUGAUGGUCUGAUGGGUUUGGGAGAUGUAUUGCAGAGGUUGAUCCCUCCGGCUCUGAUGAUCUCGCCCUCUAAUGGGCAGCUCGUAGGUUUUGGUCGAGCUGUUUCAGAUUCGGGAUUGACUGCAUCCAUCCAUGAUGUGGUGGUUGUCCCUCAGUUGCGAGGAAUGGGAAUUGGGAAGAUGAUCCUUCAGAAAAUCACAAGAAUACUGAUUAGCAGAGACAUUUAUGACAUUGCAGCCCUUUGCUCUGCCAAUGAGAGAUCGUUCUUCAAUGCUUGUGGGUUUGGGGAUGACAUUUUGGGCUCUACCACAAUGAUGUACACAAGGACUGCUCCAACCGGUGAAAAUGCUGGUGGAGAUUAUCAGGAUCACAUGGCGAAACGUGUAGGUAGAAAACUCUUGCUAAUCCCACCUCCCAGAGAGUUACCUUCUCUUAAGGUAACUGUUGGAGAAUGUGCAGAGGACUGAGCUUGUAUAGUUCAACUCCACAGCCAUUUGGAUAGAAUAUAGACUACAGCAUAGAUCCCAGUCCCAGGUUAGAAAUCGACUGUUGUACUCUGGUCUAGUCUCUUAGAUCAAUAUAUUUACUCGUUUUCGCCAUGUGGGAUUCUGUCGCAAUCUCGACUUUAAGCUUAAGCUUUACUACCUUAUCCAUCGAUAAACUAGUUUAAUCUUUACAGUGUCCGAACACAGAGUUUCGUGUCAUUGACAUUUUCUGUAUUCUCUUCUCUCUUUGCUUGUUUGUGGUGCACUUUCGACAGCCAAAAACGGGUUUGGCAUUUUGUCCUUUGAUUAGUAGUUUUGGCAUAAAAAUUUCUAUUUGCUCUUUCACCAAGUAAAGUAGUUAUGCAGACUACAGGGUUGCAGAUAAUGCAUUGUUAUACUCUUUUCCUUUCUGCUUGAACCCACUUUGUGAAAAGUAGAACCAAUCGAUCUCAGGUAGAAAAGUAAAGGCAAAAAGUUCAGUUCUUUUGAUGAGCAUCUCUAUGUGCAUUCUUCCUCUCUGAUUCCUGCAAUGGGUGGUAAGAUAUGGGUAGAAGCAAGUCUCAUCUCUGCUCGAGGCGUUAGGCGUUCUUAUUCCGUCUGGAAGUGGCAGUUGUUUCCUGCUGUUUGGAUUGAUCUCGAUAACAAGUGCUGCACCAACAUUGCAAAAGAUGGCUCUGGAAAUGCAAACCCCACAUGGAAGACCAAGUUUGCUGCUUUGAUGGAUGAUACGAUUUCCAGGACAUGGCGCUAACUGUUGAAGUCUAUAGUCAAGAGCCCAUUUUCCUCAGGGAAAGCCUUUGAAGGGACCGCGACCAUCCUCCUUAAAGAGUCUCUGGCAAAGUACAGCAACAACAAGAUCUCCUCCUCAUCUGGAUCUGAAGAAGUCGGGAGCUACCAGCUUUGCAAACGAAACUCUAACAAACCCCAGAUUUUGUUGAUGUUUCGAUCGGGAUCACCGAGGAAAGAGAAGAACCUAGUUCACACCUGGCUACAGGUACUCGUGGAAUUGUCUUGUUGCAUGCAAUGUAGUAAAAAUCCGAAGUCAACUCCUAAGCUUGCUAGUACAUCAAUGAACUUGGUAGAAUUUAUGCUGUAUAUGCUUCUACCCCUAUUUCGUGAUUGCAUAUUUGGACAGGUUACGCUCGAUAUUGCAUAUGGAUAUCACGAUCUUGUUAUGGUACUAUUUGGCAAAAUUUGCAGGGUGUCUUAGAAUACCUAUGACUUUUAUGCGAUUGGUAAAAUCUUUAGAUUCUUGGAUUCCAGCUUACAACUCAAAUUUUACGUAGGUUUUUUAUUUCAUGUAUGUAGACUUUAUAGUUCGACUAUCUGGGAUGUUAAUGAAUGAACGCUGAAUGUUCAAGAGUUGUCGAUGUUAAAUGCUUUAGAGAUGGUAGAAAUAUAGCAAAAGGAAUUUCGCUCGUAGAUAAGACCGAAACAUUGUUGGGGCUGUUGCAACUUAGAGAAGGAAUUUCAAACUUUUGAAUACUUCAUAUUUGUUGUCGCCCUACAACAGAUUGAUUUUGAUCUGACAAAAAUGGGGGAAAGGUGAAAUAUUGAUUUGACUAGCAGGUAGUUAUAUCAUCUCCAGAUAGAUUUGGUUCCUGAUAGCUGAUGUAGUUGUGUUUUGCAAUGCAGGUGGUGAUGGAGGAAUCAUAGGUCAUGGCAAUAAUCCUGAGCAUGCGGUCUAUCCAAGGGAGCUGCCACCUUUAGGCCCUUCCAGUUCCUGGCAACCUCAACGUCGUCCAGGCAACAAUGAAGGAGGUCCACCGAUAUAUCAUGGAAAGAAUACAGGGCACUACCCAAGAGACAGCCGCCUUCAGCUCCAUUCAGGAAGCAUCAAAAUGCAUCAACAAACUUUUGAGUAUACUAAUCAUGUACCUUACGCUGCUGCAAAUCAUCCUAUCCCCUCUAUGGAAGGGCCUAGCUACCCAGCCUCGGUGCGUAGGACGGUGACUCCUCGUCCACCACCCCCUUAAGCUAAUGUUAGUUACAUACCCACCUUUCUUCAGAGUACAUAAAUGUGCCGGCAUCUGCAGCAGUAACUAAAGGGGUAGCAAGACCGCUGGCCGCUGGUGUAGCCAUGGGAGCUGGAGUUGGAAGAGCUCUUGCUGCUGCUGCUGUGAUCUUCGGAGAUGAUUUCAUGUCGGGAUUUAGCAUCCCACCAAGCUUACAAGAUCCUAGUCUUACAAUUUCUAUGGAUCCUACAUUCUGAUAAC